This is a messenger RNA of Ananas comosus (pineapple), 1375 nucleotides long. Its product is annotated as GDSL esterase/lipase At3g62280-like. Gene Ontology annotation, molecular function: hydrolase activity, acting on ester bonds. The record is from RefSeq and is a predicted model, not a curated record. Lineage: Eukaryota; Viridiplantae; Streptophyta; Magnoliopsida; Poales; Bromeliaceae. Bases 116 to 1219 code for a protein of 367 amino acids. The transcript has 5 exons.
UUUAGUGACAAACAAAAAAAUAAUUUAGUUAUACAUGGGUUGAAGAGGUGUGGCGCUAAUAAGAGACAAGCAAUGGUUGUGACCAAGAACUGGAGAGACGAAAAAGGAGGGAGGGAUGGGUAAUUCCAGAGCAGGAUAUAGUCUCCCUUCUUUCAAUAAUCUGUUUGUUGUUGUGAUCCUUGUGUUAUAUCCUUUACCAACUCAUGUUGAUUCCAAAUGUAUUAUCUUCAACUUUGGUGAUUCGAACUCAGACACGGGGGCCCUUACCUCUGGUCUCGGCCUCUAUCUCGGCCCCCCAGCCGGCCGCCAAUUCUUCCACAAGACUACUGGCCGGUUCUGUGACGGCCGGCUGUAUAUUGAUUUCAUCUGUGAGAACUUGAAGAUAAAUUAUCUGAGCCCUUAUCUGGAGUCGUUAGGGUCGAACUUUACGCAUGGAGUGAACUUUGCUGUAGCUGGUGCGGCCACUCAGAUGACCGGAGUUCCAUUUCCUUUAUCUACUCAAGUUCUUCAAUUCCUUCACUUCAAGAAUCGCACGCGAGAUCUCCGCUCAAAAGGCUUAGGUUCAUUGAUCAGCGAGAAGGAAUUCCAUGAUGCAGUUUAUUCCUUUGACAUGGGGCAGAAUGAUAUCUCUAUCGCCUUCAUUGCUAACUUGAGCUAUCCCCGAGUCGUGGACAACAUACCAUCUAUUCUCUCAAGAAUCGAAGAUGCCAUUGAGUUAGUAUACGAAAAUGGUGGUCGCAAAUUCUGGAUAUACAAUACAGGGCCCCUUGGAUGUUUACCGCAGACGCUUGCGCUGAGGAAAAAGAACGACAGCGAGCUUGAUCUGUUGGGCUGUCUUGCUGAUUACAACAAUGCAGCAAAAGCUUUUAACGAGCAAAUGAAUAAAUUAUGCGACAAAUUGAGUUCCGAGUACAAGAAUGCUACUACUGUCUGCACAGAUAUGUAUUCUAUCAAGUAUGAUCUCUUCGCUAAUCAUAAAGAAUACGGUUUUGAGAACCCAUUGAUGGCUUGUUGCGGCCACGGCGGGCCGCCGUACAACUACGCAGAUCGGAUAACUUGCGGCCAGCCCACGGCGACAGCUUGUGCGGUGGGCGAUCGGUCAAUAAGCUGGGAUGGGGUACACUACACAGAAGUUGCAAAUAAGAUAGCCGCUUCUAAGAUACUAUCAGGAAAAUAUUCUAAUCCCCAGAUUAAGCUCACAACUCUUUGCAGAAGUUGAGCAGUGUGUCUCCUGCUUUUAUGCGCUCUUCAAAAUUAUAAUUGUAAAUCAUUUAAAUUAGUUUUAUUUCAUCAAUGUUGUUAUUGUCAUGAUGCCGAUCAAGGUAAUAAAGUUCGAAUUAAAAAGAUAUGUAUGAGAAGCAAAAUUAAGAAAUUA